Trichoderma asperellum CBS 433.97 is the source of this 481-nucleotide messenger RNA. Lineage: Eukaryota; Fungi; Ascomycota; Sordariomycetes; Hypocreales; Hypocreaceae. The record is from RefSeq and is a predicted model, not a curated record.
GAUGGCGCACUACCAAAAGUCCUGUCUGACGCUAUUAUUAAGUGUGCCGACCCCGUGUUGACGGAGUUAGGCGGCUGGCACAGAUGACGCCGUCAUAUAUCUGCUUCACCUCUGCUUGUGCGACGCAAUGCGAGCUGCAAAGUGUGUCAGCGCGGCCUGGCCUGAUUGCUUCGAAAUGCGAUUCAUUCCCCAGAUGCCCGCAGGCCACCGCGUCGUCGACGGAGCUGUCGCUGCUGCUAGUUGCCCAGCGCAGCCAAUCUGCAGGUGUCGGCCAACCAAUCUAUGACGCCUGGCCGCUGCGAAUGCCGUGCCUGACGGAGCUCUUUUGAUAACGAGCCAGCCACACCAACGCACGGAAGCGCAGAGAUGGUGCCCGGCCUCCAGCCUAUCUCAGCCUCUCCAGCCUAUCCGGGUACUGUAUCCCACGGAAAAUGGCGGGGGCCAGCGAUACGCUUGUGGACGAACUGGCAGACUUUGCGAC